Molecule: messenger RNA, 1182 nt
Organism: Eucalyptus grandis
Lineage: Eukaryota; Viridiplantae; Streptophyta; Magnoliopsida; Myrtales; Myrtaceae
Product: zinc finger protein GIS3-like
Exons: 1
Coding region: 256-996 (246 amino acids)
Biological process (GO): gibberellic acid mediated signaling pathway; trichome morphogenesis; cytokinin-activated signaling pathway
Cellular component (GO): nucleus
Molecular function (GO): transcription cis-regulatory region binding; DNA-binding transcription factor activity
Source: RefSeq, a predicted model, not a curated record
CUAUGUUCUCGUCUUCUUCCUCCCUCCUCCUCCUCCUCCUCGGGAUGUCUUCCUGCUUCAGCUAAUCAUCUCUCUCUCUCUCUCUCUCUCUCUCUAGAGCUUGUACUGUGUUCUGCAAUAUUAAUAUCAAAAACCUUUUCAGCCUAUAUAUAUACCCUUACACAUGCAACUACUCUCUUGCACUCAAACUUCCUAGCUGAAACUAUUACUCCCACUGGUUCUCUCUCUCUCUCUCUCUCUCUCUCUCUCUCAAACAUGGCUGAAUUAGAUUAUUGCCAAACCAAAAGCAGCCCCGGCGCUGCCGCCACGCGCUUAAAGCUCUUCGGCUUCAACGUCUCCGAUGAGGAAGACUCAGCCGUCAGCGACCCCAUUACUGUUGGCGCGAACGGCGGCGGCGGCGGCGGAGGCGGCAAGGCCACGCCGUCGGGCUCGCCGGAAGGCAGCGUCCCGGUGGGGGGCGGCGGCGAGCGGAAGUACGAGUGCCAGUACUGCUGCAGGGAAUUCGCCAACUCGCAGGCCCUGGGGGGCCACCAGAACGCGCACAAGAAGGAGAGGCAGCAGCUCAAGCGCGCCCAGCUGCACGCCAGCCGGAACGCCGCCGUGUCGUCGCUCGUCCGGAACCCCAUCAUCUCGGCCUUCGCUACGCCGCCGCACCUGCUGGCCACCGUGGGGCCGGUGGUGGUGACGGGGGCGGCGCCCACCUCCCCGUCCUGGGUUUACGUUCCGCGUGGCGCCCCGCCCUUCCAAGUGUCGCACGGCUGCGUGUUCACGACCGGCCAGGGAGGGGGCGGGAGGUCGCCGGGGGGUCUGGUGCCGUACGGCGGAGGCGCGGGCGAUUCCACGGGGUCGCAAGUUCAAAAUCAGGUCAAUGGGAGAGCGGUCCUCGACGGGCUUUCGUUGAGCAAGUUUUCGAAAGGAAGCGGUGGCGGAGGGCCUGGUUUUGACGACGCUUUGGGGCUUGACCUGCAUCUGAGACUAGCUCCGGCCGCACCGUGACCGGAGGACUCGGGUCCACUCAGCUAGCUUCGCGGGGAUAAAUUAGGCUUGAAUCGUGUUGGGAUAAUCUAGAAGUGCAGAUUCGAGUUCAGGUUCCGGUUCGGUUCGGAAAUAGGCAGACGGGGUCCUUUGUACAUCUCUCUUUAAGGAAAUUAAUUCGAUUAAUUAAUUUUUUCUACUCUUCCA